This is a messenger RNA of Anarrhichthys ocellatus (wolf-eel), 5638 nucleotides long. It is a transcript of the gene ccny, whose product is annotated as cyclin Y. Bases 885 to 1955 code for a protein of 356 amino acids. Lineage: Eukaryota; Metazoa; Chordata; Actinopteri; Perciformes; Anarhichadidae. Gene Ontology annotation, biological process: regulation of cyclin-dependent protein serine/threonine kinase activity. The record is from RefSeq and is a predicted model, not a curated record. Gene Ontology annotation, molecular function: protein kinase binding. The transcript has 12 exons.
AGUGAGUAACUGAAGGCAAAAAAAUGAAUACUACUACUGUACGUUGCUCUUUGACAAUUGUUUUGAACGACAAACAAUGCCACAAUAUCAUGAAGUACCUAGGACAUCAAACGAGGUGGUUAGUUUCCCUGGUUUAUUUUUACUUUUUGUUUUAAUAGUUUUCUCUCUGGCUUCCGGGGGUUAACCACUACUCGACUAUAGGCCUACUGAAUGCAUUUAAAAGUGCGAAGCCAUUUCUUAACCUUAGUGUCGAAAAUCCGACUUUACGGGCAGCACCUGAAAGCCACACAACAGCGGAUGUUGCAGCAGCAGUCUACAAUACAUCGGCAACCAUGUAGCGCUGCGAGCUAAAAUAUCUCCCACCGACGAGCAAAAAAACAUGUCCACAUAUGCAUUCGUGUCGCGAUAAAGUAAUAGUAUCUCAAAAUGCGUUUGUGGAGAUAACUGGACGCUCGGGCGGAAAUUACAAGGCGAGGGAAUCCGAAAACCGGGGAGUGUGAAACUGACGGCUACGAAAUAGAGGCGCUAUCUGGACGUCUGGAAGGAGACGUCGGGCUACUCCUCUGAUUUAUUAGCCUACCUCGGCGUUUUACCGGCCUUUUAAAUGACUGAACUUCACCGGCGAAGCGCAGUCUGCUGUAGACUCGGGGGAAGGGCGUGCAGCGCUAACGGGUACCGGGGUUUGUAGUUUGCACCAGGUCUGUCCGUCCGCGUUACCGCCCCGUUUUUUCCUCCCUCUCUCUCUCUCUCUCUCUCUCUCUCUCUCUCUCUUUCUUGCGCUCUCUCUCUCUCUCUGUCGGUAACGUUAUCAGCACGGCCAGGAGAAGGCUGAAGAAACCAGUUGGUUGUUUUUUUUGGACCUAUAACCAAAACCUGCUUCCACCAUGGGGAAUACAACCUCUUGCUGCGUGUCCUCGAGCCCCAAACACAGGAGGAACAACCACUCCAGGCUCGAGCCCUACCGGCCGGAGCCGGAGCUGAGCCGGGAGGACACGGGCUGCAACCUCCAGCACAUCAGCGACAGAGAAAAUCUAGACGAUCUACCCAUGGAGUACAACCCCUCAGAUCAUCCCCGGGCCAGCACCAUCUUCCUCAGCAAGUCACAGACCGACGUUGCCGUGCCCAACAAGAGAGUUCGAGAGAAACGGAAGAGCCUUUACAUCAACCAUUUCACACACAUUUCGGAGAACAAGCAUCAUCCAGGCCCGGUGAGAAGGAAAUACAGCUCAUGCUCCACCAUAUUCCUUGACGACAGCACCGUCAGUCAGCCCAACCUCAAAUACACCAUCAAAUGCGUAGCCCUGGCAAUAUACUACCACAUAAAGAACAGGGAUGUCGACGGAAGAAUGUUGGUCGACAUUUUCGAUGAGAAACUGCACCCGCUCACGAAGUCUGAAAUUCCUCCGGAUUACGAAAAACACGACCCCGAGCAGAAGCAGAUCUACCGCUUCGUCAGGACGCUGUUCAGCGCCGCACAGCUCACCGCCGAGUGUGCCAUUGUCACCUUGGUGUAUUUGGAGAGGCUCCUGACCUACGCUGAGAUCGACAUCAGCCCUGUUAACUGGAAGCGCAUCGUGCUGGGAGCCAUCCUUCUGGCAUCCAAGGUGUGGGACGACCAGGCGGUCUGGAACAUCGACUACUGCCAAAUUCUCAAGGACAUCACUGUGGAGGACAUGAAUGAGCUGGAGCGUCAGUUUCUGGAGCUGCUGCAGUUCAACAUCAACGUGCCGUCCAGCGUCUACGCCAAGUAUUACUUUGACCUGCGCUCCAUGGCUGAGGCCAACAAUCUCAGCUUCCCCCUGGAACCCCUCAGCAGGGAGAAGGCCCAGAAACUAGAGGCCAUCUCGCGGUUGUGUGACGACAUAUACAAGGACUCGAGGAAACAAACGAAGAAGCGGUCAGUGAGUGCGGACAACCUGACGGUGGUGCGGUGGUGUCCAGCCAUCAUUUCCUAACACUGACUGCCCGCAGCACGGAGACAGACCUGUCGGACAUACUGUACUGUGUUUCUGCCUGGUAAGCAGGCAAACCAGGCGGGCAGCAGUCCUGUGGAUCAGUACACACAUACACACACACACACACACAAAACCUAGCACUUUUACAAGUGUGAUUGCACCCUCUCUGGUUGUUGUACAUAAAAGAAGUUCCACUGGCUGCCUGCACUGAACCAAACAGAGCUGAGCUGAACCAAACUGAAGUGCGUGAGUGAAAGUUGUUGGAAUGAAGACCUCGACUGCAGAAGAAGAGGCCGAACAGAAACACAGCUGGCAAUACAUAUAUAUAUAUAUAUAUAUACUGUAGAUGACAGACUGUGUGAAGUUGGGACAAGCUUAAUGUGGAAAAACCAGGCGACAACAGCGUUCCAUAAUUCCCUCUUCCACUCGCUCGUGCGGUUGAUUGAGGGAGGCCGUGUACAUUCCUUUUCCUUUUAAUCUUCCGGUUCAGUCACUUUCUGAGCUGAAGCAUGAGAGGAUUUUUUUUGACGGGCACAUUGGGAAAUUUGGUUGGUGUUCAUCUCUUCUUUUUGCAUCCCCAUCCGGCGCGAACCCUCUUGCGAGCAGAUCCAAGCGUACACAAGGGAAAGACAUGUACAUUCCUCCGUUACCUUCAGUGUACACUUGAUGCAUUCGACCGGACUGCAUAUCAUCGUAUUCAUCGUAGCCGUUUUCAUUGAAGCUCUCAUUCGGAGGGCUGACAUUGAAAAAGCGAGUCAGUCUUUCGCUCUGACAGGACCAGGAAAACUCAACUCACAGCGAGGCCAUCCAGCCAACGUUCCCGACACAGCCAUUCACUUAAAGCAAUAUUCAUGCAUUGCUCGGUUGUUGUGAUUAAAUAGGAUGAAGCGUGCAUACUCGGGAGGAGACUGAGCGGAGGACAGCGGUCCACGACUCUCAGUCAGACAUGAGACGUACUGUAGAACUGGUGUUGUACUUAAUUCACUGCCAUCGUCCUGACCUGUGGUGCCUGUAAUAAGCUAGUUUAACACCUCUCCCCCUUUCUACUGGAGGAAUAGAACAAAUAACUGAAAUAUUUCUUUUUUUUUUCUUUAACAUUUUGUAUGGUUCUUCCAGCGUACAAAGAAACAGCACAAAGUGGAAUAUCGACAUUUAGGAGCCACUAAACGCAUGAUUAUUUGUCAGGGUUGUUCUGGAGAGGAACCCAAGUGAUAGAAAAAAAGCAUUAAGUGACACAUUCCAACACACUGCUUACAAAAAAAGAUGGAUUGUAUACGUUUUGCUAAGUUUUCUCUGUACAGUGUAAAUACAGAAUCUGUAGACUGAGAUCGUACUGUAAAACCAGAGAAAGAAUGAUGAUAGAAUACUUCUAUUGGAUGAGUUCAUACUGUACACGAGGGGGAUGCUGAAUAUGUUGGAUGUUCCUACGACAAAUCAAGUAAAGAUUAAGUAUUGCGAUUUAAACGGGAGACACCACUUAAGUUUUCUUGUUACGAUGUUUAUUUUCACACAGCAGAAAAUGCCAAGUUUUUUGUAUGUGCUACAUGCUGUAUAUGGUAACUUAAUUAUACGAAACAAUUCAGGCUUAUUUUAUUAUUUGUUAUCCUUUUUUAAAGAUUUUUUUCUUACCCCACUCUGUAGAGGCAUUACCAGAUCCAUGUGUUCUUAUGGAGCCCCGUAAAAGAAACAUGUCAAAAACACAGUAUAACUCAAUGCAUCAAUGAAUAUGAUAACAUCAUUUAAAUGGAGUGUAAAAAAAGAGCUAUAAAGUUUAUAGUUUUCCUUCAACCUCCAUCAGUUUUUAAUUUAUUUUUCUUCUUCUUUAUCUUUCUCUACUGUAGCUCAUCAUGUUUUGGUCUUGUCACACAUUAAAUCAUUUCUCUACUCCCUGUGUUCCCGGAGCAACAUUUCCUUUUCCUCGUGUCAUUUUCAAUUUUACAGUUUUACAGACGUCUCUUUUAGAAUGGGGGUCUUUGGGGGAAAUGCUUUUUGGGCUGCAGGGGAUUUUUUUGUGUCAGUACUGCAAGUUGCAACUUCAGUUGCCCAACUGAUCUCACACACACACACACACACACCAAUCACAUGCCCUAGACAUACAUGGACAUGGACAUUAUUUUCUGCAAUAUAGCGCAGUAAAUGGAAAAUAAGGAGUAGAUAAAUGAUUACAUGUGUGCCAAGACCAAACAUUUGGAAAGUUGGUGAAAGAUAAUAAAUAAAGUUUGGGUUUAUUUUAUUAACUUAUUGAAGGUUACAGCAAAUUCAUUUUUUAUUUAACUAACAAUAUUAUUUAUUUAUGCAUUCAGUUAUAACAUUGACUUUUCUGAUAACCUUUUCUGAACGUUUAUCUGGAACUUUCUUUUUUCUCCAUGAAGACAUCGCCUCCUGAUUUGCUCUUGUCUUAACAUUUCUUAAGUCCAGGGAUCCAGAAGGUAAACCCAUAAAAUCAACCAGUUGAAUUAUUGACGCCUGAAUGGGUUCAUAAAAGUGUGAAUUAACGCUUUUAUUACAUAAACUUUACAGUACUGGUUGUUUGCCUUAAGAUCAACUGGACACACAUUUUGCUUCACUAAAUCCUUGAAUAGAUCAUUCAUUUAAAAAUAUCAUCACGUGACAUUUCCAGGCUUGUAACGCAUUUUAUCUUUGUAACAAAAGAUCGGGCGUCAGCGUCUACCCUCCCUUCAAGCCUCGAGCUUAUUCCGUGCAUUUCAUUGGCAACUUUCACAUCAAGCUACCAGAGAAUCAGUCAGUGAGAUGUCCAGGCCCUGAGCAGCGGGGGCGUGAGCAGAGACAGAACCGUACCAAAGUGGUGAAGAAAUGAAGAGGACGGUCCUGUUGGACGUGUUGCUCCGACCCAGCUCACACUUUGCACAUGAAGUAUAGAAAACAAAAACAAAGGUGUUUAGACGGAGACGGAGAACUGUUGUUUUGCAUGGUGCUUUGAGAUGAGGGGAAAAUAAAAGUGCAAAACUGUCUUUGGGAAAGUACCGUUGCUGGAGUGGCUGUUGUGAGUUCCAAAUGUUAGAGGUAUUCAAAGAUUGUAUAUCCUAUUUAUUGUGCGUGUGUGUGUCUGUGUGUGUGUGUGUGUGUGUGUGUGUGCGUGUGUGCGUGUGCGUGUGUGCGUGCAUACGGCCCGGACAGGUGUUCUCUAGACCCACACAAGUAAGUAAGUGUUGAUGCCAUGUGGUCCACUUAGGUGAGUCCUUUCCUCCAACAUCACGGACCAUGGGCCUGUGGCGUCCUGUUGGCUGGCUACUAGGUGUGUGUGUGUGUGUCAUGGCCUUGUGCACUGAACUCUACCUCUGCAUAGAGUUUUCUCUUCAUUUCUCUUCCUCUCGUUGACGACAAUUUGUUGUCUUUUCACACAUUCAUGACGGUUUCCCUUGCUAACAUCAGUCUGCUGUAGCUGUGACCUUUUUUUUUGUUUUGUUUUUUUCAUUGACAUUGAUAUUUUCAACAUGUGCUGUAUUCUGUUGUCACGCUUGUUAUUGUCAGUGUGUCAUUUUCUUUUCGGCGAGUCAGCCAUUCCGUUUCUUUUGCCAAACUCCGAUCUCUCUCUGUUCUGUCCUUUUCUCUUUACGUUUUCCACUAUGAUUUAAUGAAAGAAACUGCUCCCAAUUCCUCUCCUCUGAAGCAAUGUUUAGAAAAACCUGUGCAAGAAUUAAACUUUAAAACCUUGCAAUAAA